CCCUGUCCUGCCUCCCCCUGUGCCGCCCUUCUUCGAGCGCCAGGAAGGGGCACGUGCGUGCAGAGACGCGCGUCUGUCUGUGUCCAGAUGGCCCAGCGGGCGAGGUCGGCGGGAGGCGUCCUCCCGGGAAGGACCCAACGCUCAUCAUCUUCAGGCAGCGAUGAUGAAUUUGAAAAGUUUUUAUCAAGAAUGAAGACCCCCAAGUCUGCCUCAUGCUGCACUCCAAGGGCAAAAAAGAACAGCUUGGCUGAGUCCAAGGAGAACUUGUUCUGGCAUCUCACCAGUAAAGGAGUGCUUAGUGACAGUGAUGAUGAUUGUGUCUUUGGCAAGCAUCCCCCGAGGUCUCCGUGCCAGUCCAUCCAAGCUGGCCACCAGAAGUGGAACCGGAGGGGCACGCUCGCUGCCUCUUCUCAGGAGAAGCCUAUCACACCCAAGGACGGGCCAAAGUCUUCCUGGAGUGUGGGGGGGAAAGGUUCCACAAAGGAGCGUGCUCAAGGCAAAGCCCAGCAGCCAAGACCAAGUGCCUGCGAGAGCUCCGAUGAUGAGAUCGAGAGUCUUAUUGUUCAUGUGAAGCAAAGAAUGGUCCUUCCUGCCACCACGAGUGCUGAAGGCCGGACUGGCAGCUAUGAAGAGAGAGGCUUCGGGUCCUCCUGCGAAAGAACCCCGGCCGCUGCUGCAAAGACUGAGAAUGUCUCCCCGGGACGGUUCAGCUCUCCUCCUGUGCUGAGGCCCGUGGGCCAGGGGCCAGCCGAUGUCCUUCAGGCACCGCGGAUGCCAGUGAGGAGCCCCUGCCCAGUCCAGGGAUGCUUCUUGCAAGAGCUUUCAGACCCCACCUCCCGGCAAGCCAGAGAGUUCCGGACCAAGAAGGAAGAGAUGGCACAGAGUCUCUAUGCUUUUUAUAACAGGACCAUCUUUGAGCAACAGUUGCCAGGAAGAAUGGAAAUCAGCUGGAGUAAGAAGAUGCGGAAAACAGCAGGGUGCUGCAUAACUGGGCAGCUGAAGGAUCCCAACUUGGGGCAGCGUUACGCCCGGAUAAUGCUGUCGGAGAAAGUUUGUGACUCUGCAGAUCGGAUUCGAGACACUCUGAUCCACGAACUGUGCCACGCAGCCGCAUGGCUAAUCCACGGCGUCCAAGACGGGCAUGGCCGGUUUUGGAGCUUGUAUGCCAAGAAGUCUGCCUUGAUCCACCCGGAGCUGCCUGUCGUGUCUCGGUGCCACAACUAUGAGAUUAAAUACAAGUUCACCUAUGAGUGUUCUCAGUGUCAAAACAGGAUUGGCCGUCACUCCAAGUCCCUGGACACGCAGCGCUUUGUCUGUGCCCUCUGCAAGGGGCAGCUUGUGCUGCAGCAGCCCAUGCGGAAGGAUGGCACACCAGCCAAACCGUCGCUGACUCCCUUUGCGAAGUAUGUGAAGGAGAACUAUGCCUCCGCCAAGCAGUCGCAGCAGGGGCUGAGCCACGGAGCCAUCAUGAGGAAGCUCAGCGCUGACUUUGCCUCCCGGCCGUGACGGACCCGCCUGUCCUAGAUCCGUGCGGCACACGUCUGGUCUGGGGGGGGGGUGUCAUGGGGAGGCAGAGCCCCGGGGAA
Molecule: messenger RNA, 1586 nt
Organism: Gekko japonicus
Lineage: Eukaryota; Metazoa; Chordata; Lepidosauria; Squamata; Gekkonidae
Gene: GCNA
Product: acidic repeat containing
Exons: 11
Coding region: 88-1506 (472 amino acids)
Cellular component (GO): nucleus
Source: RefSeq, a predicted model, not a curated record